This is a messenger RNA of Eucalyptus grandis, 2902 nucleotides long. RefSeq lists its product as uncharacterized. The record is from RefSeq and is a predicted model, not a curated record. Gene Ontology annotation, molecular function: protein dimerization activity; DNA binding. Lineage: Eukaryota; Viridiplantae; Streptophyta; Magnoliopsida; Myrtales; Myrtaceae. The coding region runs from base 708 to 2747 and encodes 679 amino acids. The transcript has 3 exons.
UCCUUCUCCCCCUCUUUAAUUUCUCGCUCUGCGUUCCUUCCUUUUUCUCAAUUUUUCGUUCCCCCCCAAUUUUCCCCUCCAAGCUGCUUCCGCCAUGUCCGUUCGGAGAGCUCGCUCGCCGUUUGAACUUCGUUUCGUCUUCGACCGUCUCGGUUCGAUCUCGCCGGCCGGCCCGAACUCGAUCGACGAGCUUCCUCGGAGGGACUGCCGUUGCUCGCUCCGCCGCGGCCGCGGAAGUCGCCGGCGGCCGGAAUGGACCUCCGUGCGAGGGAGGGAAGGAGCGAUCGGUUCGGAGAAAUGGAGGCGUCUUAUGAGGAUAUGCGGCAAGCACUGAGCUGCGCGUGACUUGGAAGUUAGGGAGGGAUUUUCGUUUCUCGUUAGCUUCCGAUCCUUCGCGGAUGUGAAGUUUCCUUGUGUUUUUCUUGAGAGUUGGUCGCUCGAUAUGUUUGAAUUCGGUUCGUCGUGUUUAUUCGCCGCGGGCUUGAAAACGCAUUGCUUGUUCCUCGAGGUACUCGUAAUUCGACGAAUUGUCGCUCUGGUCCGGUCACUGCGAUUGCCGUGUGAAGAACGAGCUGAUUUCCUUGUGACAUUUCGUCGAAGUUUAUCAAAAUCGAGCAUUUCUUAUUUGCUGCUCAUUGAAAGAUCACCGUUUCACCUCUUAUCCAGGUUAAAUCGCCGACCCAAAGGGAGAAGUUCUCUGCAUCAUAAUGGUGCGGGAGAAAGAUGUUUGCUGGGAGUAUGCCGAGAAGUUGGAUGGAAACAAGGUAAGAUGCAAAUUUUGCUUCAGGGUCUUGAACGGGGGCAUCAGUAGGUUAAAACAUCAUCUUUCUCGACUUCCAAGUAAGGGCGUGAACCCGUGUAGCAAAGUAAGGGAUGAUGUCAGUGAUAGAGUGAGAUCGAUCAUUGCGUUGAAAGAGGAUGUCAAGGAACCAUCGAACUCUAAAAAGCCGAAGUUGGCAGUACCCGAAACUAAGCCUCCGGGGAGUAUUUCGGCGAAUAAAGUUUUUACGUCAGCGGAUGCUUCGCCUCCAAUUACGAAGGUCUUCUCUCCAGUCUCACCUAUGGGUCCUUCUUGUUUAAGCAACCAAGAAAAUGCGGAGAGAAGUAUUGCUCUGUUCUUCUUUGAAAAUAAGCUGGACUUCGGCGUGGCUCGAUCUUCAUCCUAUCAGUUAAUGAUUGAUGCAGUUGGAAAAUGUGGUUCUGGAUUUAUCCCUCCGUCUGCAGACAUGUUGAGAACGACAUGGUUGGGAAAGAUCAAGUCUGAAAUAAGUCUACAGUCCAAAGAUACUGAGAAAGAGUGGUCCACCACAGGUUGCACUAUCAUUGCAGAUACAUGGACCGACAAUAAGUCAAGAGCAUUUAUCAACUUUUUAGUUUCAUCACCGUCCAGAACCUUUUUCCACAAAUCUGUGGAUGCGUCCUCUUAUUUUAGGAACAUCAAAUGCCUCACGGACUUGUUUGAUUCUGUGAUCCAAGAUUUUGGCCCAGAAAAUGUUGUGCAAAUAAUCAUGGACAGUAGUUUAAAUUACACCGGCGUGGCCAACCACAUCAUUCAGAACUAUGGGACAAUUUUUGCAUCUCCCUGUGCUUCUCAAUGUAUGAAUUUAAUCCUGGAGGAAUUUUCCAGGGUAGAUUGGGUGAACAGAUGUAUCUUACAAGCACAGACUAUCUCAAAGUUCAUAUACAACAGUGCGAUGAUGCUAGAUCUCAUGAAGAGGUUCACAGGAGGACAUGAACUUAUUACGACGGGUAUCACAAAGUCCAUAUCAAACUUCCUUUCAUUGCAAUCUAUACAGAGGCAAAAGCCAAAACUGAAGCUUAUGUUCAACAGUCCUGAGUAUUCUAUGAACUCAUCAUACUCAAAUAAACCCCAAAGCAUCUCUUGUGUUGCCAUAGUUGAGGAUAAUGAGUUCUGGAGAGCUUUGGAAGAGAGCGUUGCCAUUUCUGAGCCAUUCCUUAAAGUGCUGAGAGAAGUUUCUGGAGGAAAACCAGCUGUGGGUUCAAUAUAUGAGCUAAUGACCAGGGCUAAGGAAUCUAUCCGGACGUACUUUAUCAUGGAUGAAAACAAGUGCAAAGUUUUUCUAGAUAUAGUUGAUAGAAAAUGGAGGGAUCAGCUACAUUCACCUCUGCAUUCUGCCGCUGCAUUUUUAAACCCUAGCAUCCAAUACAAUCCAGAAAUCAAGUUUCUUGGAUCUAUAAAGGAAGACUUCUUUAAGGUUCUAGAGAAGUUGCUUCCAGCGCCUGACAUGAGACGUGAUAUCACCAAUCAGAUCUUUACCUUCACAAGGGCAAAAGGAAUGUUUGGCUGUAGCCUAGCCAUGGAGGCAAGAGAGACAGUCGCACCUGGACUUUGGUGGGAACAAUAUGGAGACUCUGCACCGGCACUACAGCGAGUCGCCAUAAGGAUCCUGAGCCAAGUCUGCAGCACAUUCACAUUCGAGAGGAACUGGAGCGCGUUUCAGCAGAUCCACUCAGAGAAGCGCAACAAGAUUGACAAGGAAACAAUGAACGACCUCAUCUACAUCAACUCCAAUCUCAAAUUAGCGAGGCAGAUGAGAUCUCCAGAGGCCGACCCGAUUCAAUUCGACGACAUCGACAUGACUUCAGAGUGGGCAGAAGAGAGUGAGAACCCGAGUCCGACUCAGUGGCUCGAUCGGUUGAGUUCUGCUCUGGACGGAAACGAUUUGAACACUAGACAGUUCAACACGUCGAUCUUUAGUGCAAACGACCAUAUAUUUGGAUUGUGAUAUUGUAGCUGUCCUCAGUUUAUUGUACAUGUAAUGUUCGUAUGGUAGCUCUAGCUCUGUAUCUUGUUAUAGAUGGAGGACAUUAGUUGACUUUGGCGUUAGCGCUCAUAACUCAAGCUCAAACUAAAGCUCAAACUAGAACUAAAUUUAUCUCA